UCAAAGCUGAGGGCAGGAGAGAGGAACCCCCGGUCCGCGCAGUUUGCCUCCACGCCUCCCACUCCACUUCCUAUAUUGUCACGUUCUGUUUGAGCACGAGGAUCUGUUCGAAGCAGAAUGACAGGAGAGCUGCGGGACGACGAGACGGAGGAGGAGUAUCUGCAUUCGUUCAUCCGGAAACAAGGGAACAUUUACAAACCGAACAACAAAGACAUGGAAAACGAGAGUCUGAACGAGAAGGCGAUGGAGGACGUCCACACCAAGGAGAUCGACCUGGUCAACAGGGAUCCGAAGCGCAUCAACGACGACGUGGUCAAGGUGGACUUCGAGGACAUCAUCGCAGAGCCUGCGGGAACAUACAGCUUUGACGGCGUGUGGAAAGCUAGCUUCACCACCUUCACCGUCACCAAGUACUGGUGCUACCGGCUGCUGACGGCACUGGUCGGCAUUCCCCUGGCACUGAUCUGGGGAAUCUUCUUCGCCAUCCUUUCCUUUGUCCACAUCUGGGCCGUGGUGCCGUGUGUGAAGAGUUACCUUAUCGAGACCCACUGCAUCAGCCGCGUCUAUUCCAUCUUCGUCCACACCUUCUGCGACCCGCUGUUCGAGGCCAUGGGCAAGUGCUUCAGCAACAUCCGGCUCCGCACGACAAAGGAAGUGUAAAUGCACGAGAAACACGAGGAAAGAGGAGGAUUCAUUGCAAAUCACAGGAGGGAGGAAAAAGUGAGAUGGAGAGAAAAGUUAGGGAAGGGGAAAAAAUGUAGACCUCUGAAAAAUACGAGGUUGAGGGAUGUUUGGAGGGGAAGAGGCGAGGUCACCCGUCACCUGGCCCAGCCUCUCUGUCUUCUCUGUUUUUUCUCUCCAAGGAGGCUUAGCCAACCAGAUGGGCACUCAAAAAAUUCAAAGGGUUAUUCUUCUGGGUUUUUCUCGAGGUUUUGGCUUUGUGUAUGUGUGUGUGUGUGUUUAUUUUUUAGUGCUGUUUCUUUUAUCAAGCAAACAGUCGACAAAGCAUCGUAUCCUCUCAUUAGACUCGUUCCGUGUGUAAUCCGUGUUUAAGAUGAGGAGGUCAGGGUCUGCUGCUGUUGUUCAUGUUUGCUGUUUUUGGGGCCGGUAGUCCGGGGCGGGAUGGUUAGGCUCAAAGCGAGGGCUGAGGGGGGGUCGCUGGGGUCAAACCGGAGACAAAGGGCAAGCACUGCUGGAUUCUGUCUGACUCCGCAAACGCUCGCUCGCUCAGAGCAGCACAGCAACAACCUGCUGCCUUUCCAUAGCCUCCCAGCCCCCCAAAAACAUCCUCAUUCACCAACCAUUCCUCCUUAGCCCCGUCUCCUUUUCUCCAGCAGUCUGACACACUGAACCCACCCAUCUUGCUUGCACUCACCUGUGUUUCCUCGCCGUCCGCCACGCCCACCAUGCUUCCUCGACUUGCAGAAAGCCGUUUCCUGUAAGCACCCCCCCCCAGCCCCCCCGCCCCGACCACCACCAAACCACCGCCUUGUUCCAACACCACAUUCCCUCUCUGCACCACAGAUUUCACCACCAGUGCCUUCAUAGCCACAGAUAUGUGUGUGACAGGAUAUUCUGCUUAUGUGCCUUCAGGUUUUUUUUUCACAUGUUUUUAGGGAAAUUUCUACCUUUUAUUGUUCACACUAUUUACAAUCCCAGAGUGUUUUUGAACAUGAAGAGCUUUGAGGGUUUUUUAAGUGUUAUGUUAAAUUGUUUUAAUAUUCUACAUGCGCCAUAUAUGUGGUUAUGUAAAAAAAAAAAAAAAAGAAUAGCCUUGUAUUCCAGUGCACUAAUCUCUGGGAAAGUAUUAA
Xiphophorus hellerii (green swordtail) is the source of this 1811-nucleotide messenger RNA. It is a transcript of the gene cav1, whose product is annotated as caveolin 1. Gene Ontology annotation, biological process: cell differentiation; caveola assembly; negative regulation of endothelial cell proliferation. The record is from RefSeq and is a predicted model, not a curated record. The coding region runs from base 118 to 660 and encodes 180 amino acids. Lineage: Eukaryota; Metazoa; Chordata; Actinopteri; Cyprinodontiformes; Poeciliidae. Gene Ontology annotation, molecular function: transmembrane transporter binding; molecular adaptor activity; protein kinase binding. The transcript is spliced from 3 exons. Gene Ontology annotation, cellular component: cytoplasmic vesicle; Golgi apparatus; caveola.